Molecule: messenger RNA, 1822 nt
Organism: Etheostoma spectabile (orangethroat darter)
Lineage: Eukaryota; Metazoa; Chordata; Actinopteri; Perciformes; Percidae
Product: zinc finger protein 263
Exons: 4
Coding region: 56-1330 (424 amino acids)
Biological process (GO): regulation of gene expression
Cellular component (GO): nucleus
Source: RefSeq, a predicted model, not a curated record
AGUGAAUUUGAUCCCCGUUUCCGACGGUUUGUCGUCGUCGUGUCACUUCGUGAAGAUGACGAGCUACAAGGCGUUUCACGCGCAGCUGUCGUCCAUCAUGGAGGCGCUGAGCCGGGCGGUGGUGGCGGAGGUCUGCGGGCUCGUGGACGACAGCUACGCCGUGCUGCGGCUCGAGAUCUCCCGCAGCCACCGGGAGAAGGAGGCGCUGCGGAGGAAGCUGGAGCUGGUCGAGACCCUGCUCGCCCGGGGGGGGCACAGGCGGGGGGGGCUCGCGAUGCUGGAGGCAGCCAGUGAGGGGUUUAUGGACUUCACUGUCGAACACACGCCACCAGCUGCAGUCGGGGCCAAACAGCAGAAGGGAAACGUCCACAGCAGCGGGGGGGUCCCUGCGUCGGACGCUAAGACAGAGCCGACGUCUUCAACCAAUCAGGAGGAGCCGAGUCAUCCAGUUGUUGUUUUGGUAAAGGAGGAAAUCGUGAAAGAAGAGGCGAACGCCAACCACACCGCAGACGAGCUGCUUCCUAACCACGACGGACCGGCGGAGCGGCUGCCAGAUCCAGACGGCAGUGAAGAGGGCCCCUCCGGGAUGCUGACCCCCUCCGGGAUGCUGACCCCCGCCUCGGUGGCGGUCCUGAGGCUGUGGGAGCAGACCAGCGACGGGCCGCCGGCGCUCCGAGAGUCCCCCAGUGCCCCGGCGUCUCCGGGCCGGUCUUCAGACGGCGUGUACGACUUGGCCUCGGAGUCGGACUGCGAAGCUCCGUCUGCGGCCCAGAUGAGGACGCCCGCCCCCCUCGGGUCCGGAGGAAGCCUCAACGCCCCCCUUGGGUCCGGAGGAACCCUCAACGCCCCCCUCGGGUCCGGAGGAACCCUCAACGCCCCGACGUCCCUCCGCUACAACACAGAGGCUGAUCUGUGCUCCUCGUGGACCAAUCAGAGCCUUCCGAGCACGGUGCCCGCCCCUCCCCCGACCACGCUGCUGGACAAGGUGUCUGAAAUGAGCGGUCCGGGUUUCCCGCUGGCGCUCGGUCUCGGCGGGUACCGGUUCUGCGGCGACCGGCGCUUCGUCUGCAGCUACUGCGGGAAGUGCUUCACGUCGUCCCGCAGCCUGGAGACGCACGUGCGCGUCCACACCGGCGAGCGGCCGUACAGCUGCGCCCAGUGCGGGAAGCGCUUCACGCAGUCGGGACACCUGAAGACGCACCAGAGCGUCCACACCGGGGAGCGGCCGUUCGCCUGCGAGCACUGCGGGAAGAGGUUUGCCGGGAAGCAGAACCUGAGGAUCCACCAGCAGAAGCACCACGUGGCCGAGCAGAGCGCCGGUCACGUGUGACACAAACACGGGACCACGUGCACUGAUGCUACUGAACGCCAGCUUGGGAUCGAACUCAACCUCACCGCUGUUACUGUAAUCAUUUAAAUGGUUAACUUCGGGAUGUUUUAACAUGUUUUUGCGUCUAAGUGACUGAUGGUCCAGUAUUAAGCGAGAUCGCUGUGCGAGGCUGUGAUGUGAUGAUACCUCGGGGGCAUUUGUCCAGCGUCAGUCAGCGCCCGCUAAAAGUUCAGGUUUUGUCUCUGACCGACUCAGAUUAUUAGUCUAAGUGUCUGGCAACAUUAUGGAAAGGAUCCCUACAGAGAUAGAGCUUUUAGUUAAAGAGUAAGAAGAAGAAAACACCAUCACCAAACCCACCAGACUCCAUGUAAAUAAUUACUACUUUUAGCGUGUGUAGAGCAGCAUAUCUCCACCAGACUCCAUGUAAAUAAUCACUACUUCUAGCGUGUAUAGAGCAGCAUAUCUCCACCAGACUCCAUGUAAAUAAUCACU